AUGGAAAAGUAUAGCCAGUUCCGGGAUCGAGCGACGGGCAUCUCGCCGUUCCUCCCGGUAGCCACGCCUCUAUCUGUCGUCUCGUUGGCAACGCACGCCGUACUCUUUACAUUUCGACUCCCCUUCUUCAUCGCCUAUGCCGUCAGCUACUUCGUGCUCUUCCACCACCUGCCGCUGCCCGUUGUCGCGCGCAAGAUGGCACUAUGGGGUCUGAUGGCCAUCCCGGGCAUCUGGUGGGUAGAUUUGCAGCUGGACGGUGUCAAACGAGGAACCCUAUCGGGCCAACCUCUGCAUCGUUUUCCUCACCCAGGCUCCAUCAUUGCCGCCAACUUUACCAGCCCCAUCGAUGCCGUGUAUCUCGCCGCCAUCUUCGAUCCCAUCUUUACCGUAUCAUACCCCGGGGAGAGACGAGUGCAGCAUGUCAGCUUGUUUGGCGCAAUCAUGCAAGCGCUUAGUCCGGUCAAAGUGACACCUCCCUCGAAUGUGAAACUGGUCCACAUCGAGGACUUGUUGAAAGCCUAUCCCGACCGCGUGAUUGCUGUGUUCCCAGAAUGCGGCACUAGCAAUGGCAAGGCUAUUCUGCCGUUCAGCCCCUCCUUGGUCGAUGCCCCUUCUGAUGUCGCCAUUUUCCCCGUCAGCCUACGAUAUACCCCCCCAGAUGUCACAACUCCCCUGCCUGGACUGUGGCUCGGAUUCCUGUGGAACCUGCUUUCGCGACCUACAAUUUGUAUUCGGGUCCGCAUUGCGGAGAGCCAAAUGAACACUGCUGCUCCUACGCACAGCAAUGCCAAUGCCUCCAACGGUACCAGUGAGCUGCGGUACAGAAAAGAUGGCUCUCCAGACAUAUCAGCAGAGGAGCAAAGGGUCCUCGAUCGUGUCGGAGAAGCCCUUGCCAGACUGAGCAGAGUCAAGCGUGUCGGCUUGACCAUGAAGGACAAGGAUGCUUUUGUUACGGUCUACAACAGCAAAAAGAAGUCAUGA
Metarhizium acridum CQMa 102 is the source of this 981-nucleotide messenger RNA. It is a transcript of the gene vps66, whose product is annotated as Vacuolar protein sorting protein vps66. The record is from RefSeq and is a predicted model, not a curated record. Lineage: Eukaryota; Fungi; Ascomycota; Sordariomycetes; Hypocreales; Clavicipitaceae. Gene Ontology annotation, molecular function: acyltransferase activity.